CUUGUAUUGUCUUGCUACCUGAUCCAUCUGAUCAUGCCCACCGGCAUCCUCAUCACCACCUUGCAGGCGGCUGGCUUGUCAGCGAUUUCAAACACACUAGCCCAAUUCAUCAAGGCCAAUCGAGAACAGCGCCCACUGGGAGUCAGCCUCCGGCCGUUCCUUCAAUUUGUCUUAUUCACAAUCAUUUCAUGUCCGCCCAACAUCCUAUGGCAGGAUUUCCUCGAGGACAAAUUCCCAGGCUACACAUACGAUGUCUCGACCGGAACCAAGUCCCUUGACAAGGCCAACACCGCGCGCAAGUUUCUGUUCGACCAGACUUUAGCUGCAUUUAUCAACACACUAGCUUUUGUCGGCGCCAUGGCUGCAUUCAAGGGCAAAAGCCUGCAUGGCAUUCAAAGAGAACUCGAGAGGGACGUCGUACCUCUCAUGAUCAGUGGCUGGAAACUCUGGCCCCUCGUCUCCAUCAUCAACUUCACCCUAAUCCCAGUCGACCGACGAGUCAUCCUAGGCAGCGUGGUCGGCUUGUUCUGGGGUAUAUACCUGAGUCUUUUUGCGGCAGUAGAUUGAGUCCACACGCUCUCUCUAGUCUUCUCGGAUUUUUUUGUUUGAAAAACAAAAUAAGAUUAUCGACUACUAAGUACUACUUACUUAGUUAAUUGGGCAAUUGAGAACAGGGUGAUGAGUCGACGAGUCCUUAUGCUUCGGACAGGCGCUGCCUCCUUGCACCAGAAUCAACCUGGUCGCAUGGUACUGGAGGGCAAUUGGCUACCCAGACAAUAAAUCUGGACCACUCCGACAUCUAGCAGCAGCUCAUCCCGCAGAGACCACCGUACGGUUACACGACUACUUCACCUCGAAUCUCGCGGUCUUCAGCGAUAAUAAGACCCUGUUCAUAUUAUAUGCUGGGGUGUGGGGGAUCUGGCUUCUGGGAACAAGCAAUGUAAGACCUAGUCGCACAACGAGCAGUCAAGCAAGAACGAGCUAUUGCUCGACAACCAACAUGGCUGCCCAUUUCAACGGGUGUUGAUGUCGUAUGGGCCUAGUUGUCGCGGGGGGCUCCAGAUAUAUUGAUAUUAAGGGCGAUCUCCACGAUCUGCUGGCAUCGCCUCUUGUCACGGCGCGCUAGAUUAGACAUCAAUGGGGAAAUUUCAUGUUUUGGAAACAUGUGGUGUUCAUACAACAGUCUCUGUA
Messenger RNA from Exophiala mesophila, 1191 nucleotides. RefSeq lists its product as uncharacterized. Lineage: Eukaryota; Fungi; Ascomycota; Eurotiomycetes; Chaetothyriales; Herpotrichiellaceae. Gene Ontology annotation, cellular component: membrane; cytoplasm. The transcript is spliced from 3 exons. The record is from RefSeq and is a predicted model, not a curated record. Bases 34 to 567 code for a protein of 177 amino acids.